AUGCACCUCCCCAACCUCCUCACCCUCGGCCUAAGCCUAACCCUCAGCGCAACCACCGCCCUCGCCGCACCCAAAUCCACCUCCUCCCCCAGCAAAACCACCCCCUCCAGCAGCAGCUCAUCCGAUGGCUUCACCCACCCGGGCGUCUUCCUUUCCUCAGCCCAACUCUCGCACAUCGCCUCGCAGGUCUCCUCCAACGCCUCCCCCCAAGCCCCCGCCUACUCCUCCAUGAUGUCGCACGAGUUCGCAUCCCGAACGACCCCCUCCCCCUUCUCCACCGUCGAAUGCGGCCCCACCUCCACCCCGGACGUCGGCUGCCACGAGGAGCGCGAGGACGCACUCACGGCGUACCUAAACGCCCUGGCGUGGGUGGUGACGGGGAGCGAGAAGUUCGCGGCGCGCGCGAUCGACUUCAUGAAUGCGUGGGCGGGCACGCUCAAGGCGCAUACGAACUCCAAUGCCCCGCUGCAGGCGGCGUGGUCUGCUGCGACGUGGGCGCGCGUGGCCGAGAUCAUCCGGUAUACGGAUGCCGGGUGGGAGGAGAGUGAUGUGCACCGCUUCGAGGACAUGUUGAGGGAUGUGUAUCUGCCGGAGAUUAUUGAUGGGGCGCCGGGGAAGAAUGGGAAUUGGGAGUUGGUCAUGAUGGAAGCAGCGCUGGGAAUCUCGGUGUUCAUCAACGAUAGAGAAAGCUACGACAAGGCCAUGGAGACGUUUCUGAAGCGAGUGCCGGCGUAUAUCUACCUCACCAAAGACGGCGACCUCCCCAAAACCAGCCCCGAAGACAACCUCUCCUCAUCAUCCGCGAUAACCUCCUUCUGGCAAGGCCAAUCCACCUUCCCAGAGAACGGCAUCUCGCAGGAAACGUGUCGCGACUUCGCGCACACGGGGUACGGCAUCGCGUCGAUCGCGCACGUCGCGGAGACGGCGCGGAUCCAGGGCCGCGAUCUGUACGAGGAAGACACGGGCGAGAGGCUGCGGUAUGCGCUGGGGUUCCACACGAAGUAUCAGCUGCAGGGGUCGUUGCCGGACGAGAUUUGCGGCGGGGAGUUGAAGAGGGAGUUGGAUGAUGUGACUGAGGUGGCGUUCAAUGGUCUUUCGUUCAGGGGGAAUCAUACCAUGACCAAUACGGAGAAGUAUACCCUGGAGCGACGUCCUGCUGGGACGGAUAAGUUGUUCAUCGGGUGGGAGACGCUGACUCAUGCGGAGAAUGAUGUGUGA
Molecule: messenger RNA, 1218 nt
Organism: Aspergillus steynii IBT 23096
Lineage: Eukaryota; Fungi; Ascomycota; Eurotiomycetes; Eurotiales; Aspergillaceae
Exons: 4
Coding region: 1-1218 (405 amino acids)
Cellular component (GO): periplasmic space
Molecular function (GO): lyase activity
Source: RefSeq, a predicted model, not a curated record